Molecule: messenger RNA, 27454 nt
Organism: Xyrichtys novacula (pearly razorfish)
Lineage: Eukaryota; Metazoa; Chordata; Actinopteri; Labriformes; Labridae
Source: the annotation of a GenBank genome assembly
UACGGUUUGGGAUUGUCCUGCUGAAAUAUGCUAGGUCUUCCCUGAAAAAGACACUGAGCAUUUGGCAGCACAUGUUGCUCUAGAGCCCAUAUAUUGGUCAACAUAAAUGGAAACUCUCAGGUGUAUAAUCUUAAUAUGCGAUUGGUACCUCUGUGCGCCAUUCCAUCAGGGAUGUUGGUGCAGAACUGUGCGCUAAUAAGAUGGGUGAUCCCUGUCCUCUGUAGAGCAGAUUUUGAUGUGGCAGACCACAGGGUACUCUUUCAUUUCAGGUGAAGAGUCAGAGCUGUUGCCAUGCUUAUACAUGAAAAUGGGGGAAGAUAAGAGGAAGGAGGCAUCCUCAUCAAAAGCCAAAACCUCCUCAACUGGUUUCUUCUGAUGCAAAGUAACAAUGGCUCUAUAUCAAGCUCGCUCUGGAUGUUCAGGUGACUGACCCUACCUUUAAGGCUGGGCACAGCCACCCUUUGGGGGAAACUUAUUUGUAUGAUGUAUGCCCAAAACUCCAAAGUGCUGAGCCAAAAACAGAUUACUCAAGGUCUACCUGUAGCCUUUUAAUAAAAAAACAGAGGUAACGGUGCCAGUUUUUCCAAAACAAGCCCUUUACUCUAUAAAGAGCUAAUUUUUUUAUGGCCAGUGUGAGUAGUAAUUGUCUGUAGACUCACACUAGCAAACGGUAUCUCUCACCCACUUGCUGCUCCAUCCUCCCUUUCCCCACUAUAUGCAGAUCCCAAAGGAAUGGAGAGGCUUCACCAUGUUUUAUAAAGUUUUGAAACUGACUAAAACUGACCAGGUUUUACAUGCUUCAGGCAUAUAUCCAAGAGCUGAAACUUUUUUAAAAAUCAUUUACUUGAGCUUUCAGCUGAGAGAAUCAGACAAAAAAGAGGCUCACAUCUAGAGAAAGAGAACAACUGGCUCAUGUGGAAAGUCUGUAACAACUUGUGUUUUGUGUGAGUAGUUUUUUGUUGUUUCCUGAUAGCUUAGUGCAGCAUAGGUCGGACUCUGACCCGGCUGCUGUGGGUGGGGAGAGUAGAUAGACUGGGAUGAAUGGAGUUUAUUCUUCUUCCUUCAACUCCUGAUUUGUGACAGUCAAGUGAGGGGCAUGAGAAUUGUUGAGAGCUGGUAUCUUGAAAACCUCUCUUGCUAAUUAAGUCACAGAAGUCAACAGGUAAAGAGAGCGUAAAUAAAAGAUUCAUAACUGGGCCCCAGUUGAAAGCAUAAACUGUGGCCUCCUACCAGUGUGGAAUGGGCAGUGCUUUUGAAUUACCAUAAUGUACAGAAAAGUAGAUAAAAUUCAACAAUCCUUGCAAAGUGGCUCCACACAACCUCAUCAAAGCAUGAGAUUACUAGGUUCAAAUUUGACAGGGACCUACUCCUGUGAAGCCAGGAUGUUCUGUCUUAUGCAUAAUGGAUGGAACCUUUGAACUGCCAUUGUUAAUGGUUAAAUUAAUUAACCUGAACAUCUAAGGCCUACAGAUUGGCUGAGGGUUUGAGUCCUGAUGGGGAACACCUGGUGGAGAAAUGUUAUGCUCUGUACUUUUGAAAUGUGGAUUAAUAAUUUAAAUCAGUUCUCUUUUGUUUCAUUUAAAGCUCCCGUGAGGAACUUUCUGUCCGUGUUGACUUUUGUGCCCACUGUGGACAAGGUGGCAACCCCUAUGUAAUUAUUUCAUCUCAACCUCCUGAAAAAUGCAUCAAUUACCAUCAAAUCCCAUAUUAUUGACAUUUCACAGUAUAACUGAUCACUUAUUGUGAAUAUUUGCUGCAGGUUGUUUCUUCAGCGUGCAUACCACAGCAUGCUGUAAAACAUUACAGCCUCAUUUAGUUAUGUUCACUUAACAAACUUGAAACAAAUUAGAAAUUGAAAUCAUCAAAACUUGUGAUAGCAAGUAGUAUGAAUGUGUUUCCUUUAGUUGAACCUAAAAUCAACAUAAAAUUGUGAACUAAAACUACAAAGAAAUACAAGUUCAUUUAAAUUAGUAAGAGACAUUACCUUUACGAUUAAUUUAGAAUAGUUCUUUGAUUUAACUUGAAAUAUUAAGUUGAAACAACAAGGUUUCAAAGGUUGAUCAUCACUCAUACCUUGGCUUGUAAUGUUAAGGGAACUAUGAUAUUGCAGUUAACUCAACUACGUGAACUAAGGCCACGUUCACACUGCAGGUCAAUUCCAAUUUUUUAACCAUAUGUGACACAUAUUUGAUUUUUUCAUGUAAGUGUGAACAGAGCAAUUCUGAUUUUUUCAAAUCUGACCAGGCCUCUUUCGUAUGUGGAUAUAAAUCGGAUAUAUAUCCGAUGUGACUGCAGUGUGGCCGCUCAGGUCACAUUCAUCCGACCUAUACGUCAUCAAUAUGCGACAAACGUCACCAUUGUUCGACAACACAAACAGGCGCGGAAAGCAAUUAGUGCUUUGUGCGCGUGCAGGUCACUUCACGGAUGUAUUCCGUUCACAUUAGAUGCCGCAUUCAUUGUUGCAAUGUGAACGACCGCACAAAAAGAUCGGAUUUAACAAAAAAUCCGAAUUGUGCAUCAUGACCUGCAGUGUGAACGUAGCUGAAGUUGAAACGAAACAAGUCUUUUCAUUGACUUAACUUGCAUUUUCAAGGCAGCAGGUGAACUUGCAUUUGUAAGUUAAACUAGCUUGGAAUGUCUUACAGUGCAGCAGUUACAGCCAUUGAAAAUGACAGUGUAGAAAUUGUCACUUAAUAAUGGUCUCAUUUGAUGUUGUAGAUCAAAGAAAUGCAUUAGCUUCUGCUUAUUUUAGUCUGUUUAAUGACCUUUCAAAAACUCCUCACAGAAGCGUCAAGAUGAAACAGGUUUAUAGGUGCAAGUAUUUAAGAUUUGCCCAGUGAUUUUGGUGUUAAAUGGUCUUGUAUAAUCAGAAGAAAUAGAAACUAAUUACUUUUGAUAGGUCACAGACAUAAUGGAGGUGUGGUUGUAGUAGUUGUGUUGGGUUGGCUAUGUUAAGUUUCUUUUCAUGGGGCCUGUAAUUCUCGAUGACCCUUUAUGACGGUACUUUCCCUUUUACUUGAGUACUUACCGAAGCUUGUCACCCACCGCUGCUUUAUUCUUUCAAAUAGCGUAAAAAAAGUGGUUUAUGUUGCUUUUGAUAACGAAGUGAGGGCGGGCUGAGUCAACCUGCCACUCCCCGCUCAGGCCUUCACGGGCGCGCGCCUCCGCUCCUGCGCGCCGCUGUCACGCUUUACAACCAACAGGCGCAGAAUUCCAGAGAGGAAGUCACUGAGAUUGGGAAACGAACAACUCCAAAGGUGGCAAAAACACCAAAUCUAAACUCACCUCCAGUCUGAGAGAAGUCACUGUACGGCAAUUCGGCUUCGGGAGCAGCGAAAACCAUAAAGUUUGGGGUAUGGACUAGAGGCGGCGGGUCGCAGCAGAUGGAGGCGGUGAGAAGUUUGGUGUUUGUCGGGGCCGUGCUGCUCGGAGUGACGGGCGCGUUGGGCAGAGAAGGUGGGUAACUUUCGCUGCGUUUUUCCUCCUUUAAGACACACAUUUUGGAAAAAUUGACACUCUGCCUACACGAGAUAUUGAAGUGAAAUACGUGGGUAAUGUUUGAGUGAAUUCUUGAGGUUGAGCUUUCCACCAAAGAGGUUGAUAUUUCUAGCUAGGACCACAUUCCUCCGUGAGUCCGCAGCCCUCGUCACUCAGUCACUGCUGAGGCUCGUGGGAUUUAUGAAGCGCUGAUAAGGUGAAAAAAUGGCACCUGUCACAGAGUUGUCCUCGGGUAAAAAAAAACAUAUGUAGGUCUAAAACUUUUCAAAACAACUUGUAGCACGGGUUUGUUGCACAAAUAAGCACUGUAGUAGUAACAGGUAAGAAAUAUGAGAACCUGCUUUGCAGCUUAGGGGACAGAUACAGGCACUGGGUGACUGGGUGCGCGUGCAGGCGGACGUUAGGCUGGUUUGCUCAGUGCGUAAACAAAAACAAACCAACAACAAUAACAAGCGGUGCAUUGUGUUCAAGGGAUCAUGACGAUGUCAAUUAUUCACUUCUGGCUCUAAAGAGGACAUUGUCUAAUAGAGGGCUACUUGCAGCUUGAGUGCAUGCCAGUAAAACUGGAGCUAACUUAAAGUGCAAAGAAGAGCGAGUUUGCAAGAAAAUCACUGCAAAUCAGGGUUUAUUUUGAAAAUCAGGUACUGCUUGGCAAAAGGGACAUUAGUUAAUUGUGUCGUUUUUUUUUAACAGCACCUGCCUAAUCAUUUUUUUACACCACAGGCUGCAGGAAAUGUAGGACCUAAAACAAAACAAAAAUCAACAACAAUAAAAAAAACAUUUAAAGUGACACUUGGGGGGCCUUUUAGUUUUUCUUCCUAAAUGUUGGUUUUGCUUGAGGAUUUGUCAAAGUAAAACCCUGUCAAUAAUAUUUAUUUAUCUUCAGCUGUAAUUUGUAAUCGCAAGUGCAUGCAUUGCCUUUUUUAUAGUUAGAGAUUGAAUGUUAAGAGGAGUCAAUCAUCAAUAAGCCUGGCCAUAUUUUUGUGAAAGCACUUAAUAUGUCAUUCAGUUUUUAUUGAUGUUUCCUUUUCAGUGAUCAUUACCUUGCAGAGGAACUGGGUCAGUGCAGUGCUUUUACAUGAUACCAAUGAUGUUGAAUGAGACUUCUACUAAAGAGUCGUCAAUAAUUUGGAGCUAAAAUUAAUAAAAUAAGGUCGACAUAUUGUACCCAAGUGCCUUUGUCUGUGGCUACCCCCACCUCCAUCAUCUCUACUACACACACUAACAAAGCCAAUAGUCACAGGUGAAGUGAUUUCAAAAUACAGCAGCAUUGUUGGUGGGAACAGGUUGGUGCACUUUGCCUCUCAGUGUCAAUCUCUGAAGCAUCAGUUCACAACCAGCGACGUGAUUGGCGUGUGUGUGAGAACCUGAACAACGCAUCACAAAAGCAGAUAACUCUAAUCAGCUGCAGCCACUAGGUGUUGUUUUCGUGCUAACACAUGAACACACAUCCUGUGAACCAUGAGCGUGUGAGAUUUCAAAGGUCAGCAGUUGUUUUUCUUUCAGUGGUCAGAAAUAAUUAUCCUGCCCCUACACUGUUUGUAUGAUUGUCAAUGUGUGUGUGUGUGUGUGUUUGUGUUUGUGUGUGUGUGUUCAAAUGAGCCCAGUAUCUGCCAGGUUCAUGUCCUUGUCACACACCAGUGCCCUCAUUGAGUGAAACUCACAGCAAAGUGAUUAAGCUGUACUGAAUGGCAGUCAGUGGAAGGUUAACCUGACCAGCAGUGACUCACACAUCCCGACUGUGUGUCAGUGAUCUGAUCAAUGUGAGGUGAGGCGGGGGCCAACGGUGGACCAUCAACACCAGCCUAAAAAGAAGCUGUGGACACCUCUGUGCCUGCUUGUCUUUGGAUUGAGAUAGAUGCCAUCAAUCAAAUAAUGAAAUUUUCGCAGGCAAUUCACAGUAACACAAUAAUUCCUGAGAGAUUAUCCUUCCAGAUCCCAGUGAUCUGAUCCCAGUGAUUUUUUUAAAUGUGUCUAGCUCAAAAAAACGUCCACUAAAGAGAGAAAUACAGAUAUAGUACUGCAUAUACAAGCUGAUUUUAUGUCAUGUAUGACAUGUCACUUCCAAUUAAAGAAAGUGUGGAGUAAGCUCAGAGUUUGAACAUCCGCAUCUGUAUCUCCUCGCAUAGUUAAAAUGAAGCCCUAAACAGCAUACUGUGCUGUUAUUUUGGAGCCAGGACAUAUGUAGAGGUGUUAUGGCUUAAUCUCCAGCGGAAAAUCCCUUAGGUUGACACGGCUCACAGCAGACCAGGUUCUUGUGUUGAUUUCAGGUGGGCAUUCACAGGUCAAUCAUGAUGUUACAUCCCCUCUUACUGAAAUUGAAUAACUAAUUUGAACUUCUUUACAAAGUUAACAGUUGCACAUAAAUUAAGUUGAUUGAUAUUCAUUCAUUAAUAUUCAUCACACUAACUCAAAACUGUAUGUCAACGAACAUUUCAAUGCUCUAUAUUUGCUAAUGCUAUACAAAGGGUUUUUGAAGACAUAUGUUUUUGCACAAUAGUUUCUCAGUGAUAAUAAAUUGAAGAUUUACCAGUUUACAAUAGUUGAAUAAAAACCAGUGUGUUAACUGUCCCUGUUUUGGUCUCAUACAUGGCUAACAAAUACUCUGCUCUUCAGUAGAUGAGAGCCAGCCUGUAAAUCUGAAGAUAUCUUGAAAGUGAUCAGUACAAGCUCAUUAAAUAAGCGGUUACUCAAGCUCUUCUUUCAACUAAUUUUAUAUUUGGUGCAGUCAUAUUGACAUUAUGAACAACUUACACAUUUAAAACAUAUAUUUUGUUAUCACUCUAAGCACCAGCGUAGAGUUAAUCAAAGUAGAAUUGAAUCCUCAUACUGAUAAUGUUGUUAAUGAAAUGACAUUAUCUUUUGAAUUUAGCAGAUUAAGUCUUUUUCUGGGAAUACUCUGGUAUUUUUAACAAAUGGCUCCAUGGACUGAUUUCAAUCUGGUUUGGUAAGUUUCACAACAAAACAGUGAUACAGAGGACUUCUUGACUUAAAACAAGGCACUAUGACAAUCUGAGCACCUUUUCCCUUUUCCCAGUAUCAUACAAAAGCAUAAGAAGAUAUAGUGCAAACUGACAGUUAAGCAUCCAUACAUAAAUACUCUGGUUAAGGUUUAUUUAGAUUUUAUGGCUCUAAUCAAGCGAAGUUUUAUUGGGUUUAAUAUUACAGAUGUUUUCAAACUGUCUUAAAUGUGUUUGUAGAUGUACCUCUGGUGCAGAGGUGUUGUGUGUACUUGUGUUUAUAGUCUCUGUAUGACGGCUGAAUGAGUGAGGAGCUCAUGUCUGACGCUCCGGUACAGUACGAAUCCUGUUCUGCUUGUCUGUUGAGCAAUACCUGUUUUUUCUUCCUCGGCGGUAGAGAGAGGGGGAAAGAAUGUGUUCAGGGAGGUUAGGAGAACUUCACAGCUCAAGCAAGAUGCAUUGCCAGGAUUAGUGCUGCAUCAGAAUAGGGACUGACGUGUUAAAUCUGCAGGCUGACACAAUGACAGAGAAAGUCCUGAUGGAUCAGAUGUUCUGUUUGUGUUGAGCUUUGAAAGGAUCUGACCCACUGGGAGAAAGUGGAGUACAGAAGAUCCUUUUAGGUUGUUCCCUCUGCGUGCUUCUCCACCAUGGAUCAGUCUAACUCCUGCAGUAGCAUCGACGCUGUCAUGUGCCUGUCACUUACAAUGCGAACUCUUAUAAACAUGCACACUCCCUUUGCUAGCUGGCAUGGAGCCACAUGCAGGUGUGGCUUCAGGCUGGCUUUCAGUUUGCAGACACACACUCAAGCAGCAUAUGUGCACAAGACACACUCAGUUUACCGUCACAUUCAGUCAGGAAAGCCAGAUUAGGAUCUAAUCAGUAACUAAUAAUUUUGGCAAGAUCGAGUAGAUUUAAAAAAAAUAAACUAAAAGUAAAUCAACAAAACUCUGGGGGGGACCACUUAUCUAAGGGAAAUAAGAUGAUUAAAAACAAUAUAAAGGGAAAAACUAUUUGACACUUUGCUUUGAAAUAUACAGUGUGAUUUAUAUCUUUUUUACAGAGCAGACUAGUUAGAAAUGGAAUACAGUAAAAAGGAGAUAGUAGAGCAAUACCUGCCAUAGCUGCACACACACACAGUGAAAUUAAAUUGUCAGUGUUUUUUAUAUUAAACAUUUAAUAGUUUGAUAUUUUAUAGUUCUAUUUAAUACAUAUAUUAAAUAUAAAGGGGUAAGUUGACUUGACCCACAUGAUAUUUUAAACUUAAACUUAGCCAAUAAUGAUGAAAAUAGAAAUAAUUUUAUAAGACAUUUCCCUUUUUCAAAUAGUCCUUAUUAUUUUCUUUGGGUUAUUAAAAAAUAUUAAACCAAUUAAAGUUUGUUUUUCAGAACCUUUUAUAUUUGCAAUCAUUAAUAUAAUAUUGAAAACUUCUCUUGAAUGAGUGUAUUUAUCAAAAAUAAAAGAUCAUUCUGCUAAUUUGAGUAGCAAAGACCUAAUAAAAAUUCUAUAAAUUGUGAUUCAUAUUGGUUCAAUUUACCCCAAGGCUUUUGGUUCAUCAUUGCCCCAUGGCCAUCGUUUUGAUAAAACCUAAUUAAUUUAAUGCUUCAGAAUGAUAUUUUGCUAAAUGAUUCACAUAGUUCUAUACAUUGAAUAUCACUAACAUGCAUGAUGAUGUAGUUUAAGUUUAGACCUGGGUCCAUUUGCUUUAACAUAAAAAUAAUUAUACCACAAAUGUAAAAAAUUCCACAGCCUGUUGGAAAUGAUGUUUGUGUUCUUAUUUUAGGGUCACAUAACAACUCGUGUAUAAUUUUAAAGAUCAAGGGGAUGGUUCGUUCAUCUUACCCGUUCUGCUACAUAUAUUUUAAUAUAAAAAUAAAAAAAAACACAUUCAGUAACAUGACAUAAAGGUUCUUUUAUGAAACAGAUGUGAACAAUUACAAAACAAUUCAACAUUCACUCCAAACCAACAGUCACACUAAACCAUGCAACAUUCACUCCAGAUCAACAGUCACUCACACGAUCGCAACAAAACCAACAUAUAUACUAGUGCACGGACAGUUUGAGCUACUGCCCCUUGAAAAGGACUGUUUUGGUGAGCUUCUGUCUCACAUUGUCUUUCUGUAGGCUAAGCGUAGUCAUUUUAGCAAUGUGGUGCAACCUUAAUUUGAAAAAAAGGGACACAACUAAUGUCAACAGUGUGUUGUGGUGACUGUCGAUGCCAUAGCAUGUAUCAAUGAUAUGGCUUGUCGAAAGGAAAAAUUAUGUUUUGUGUCUCUUGACAAAUAUGUCAGUUUUGAUUGUAAAGGUUCCCUACACCUUGUUGUAGUUUGCACGCUUAUUCAUAAAAGUGUAUGAGUGACAUGAGCAAGUGACAGCCUGGGGUUCUCAAUCCUUUUACACAGAUUACCACCUCAAAUAAUGUUGGGUUCUUCUAGUAACACCAUCAUAUCCUUUCCUGGGCACCAUUGAGAUGAAUGAUUUAAUGUCAAGCCAUAUGAUGCUCUUAUUUGUCAGUGACAUUCCACACGUGUACAAAUACUCACAACAUCAGGUGGAGGUUUAUCCUGGUGCAGGUCCAUGGGCAGGUAUUCUUCUGCUCUUCUAGAGGCAGCUGUGCCUCUUGUUGCUACCGGGUAAAAGAAACAGUUAAAUAUUAAAAUGUGCUUAAUGCACAACACUUUAUGUAUUCCUAAACUUGCAGAAUCAUAAAACAUUGAUUUAUCCAUCUUUAACAGCUUGAAUUCUUGUUGGCCAAUGGUACACAUACCCUCUGGAGAUGAGCAGGGAAGUUGAAAAUGGUUUGCACAACACCAGCUCUAAGCCAGACAGUCUGCCCUGUCCUGUCAAAAUCCUCACUCCUGAAAUGUUCGCAGCAUAGUUUUUAGUUGAAACAAAACGCUCCCUUCGUAGAGCAACUUUCCAUUGCCUCCUCUUCUCUGCGUUUUGGGGAAACCUUAAAAACAUGAGAAGAUAACGAGAUAUGAAUUAUUGACAACAUUUUACACCCUUCUUACCUUUAACAUUAAUGGUAAAGACAAAAAGACAGAGCUAAAUUAUGAUAUUGUUGGGGUAAUUCAUGUAGCCUAUGCUUGAAUGCCAUUAUGUAAACUUCAAUAACAAGUCAAUAACAAUAGCAUGUCAACAAAAUGUGAAAAAGAAAUAUUCAAUGAUUAUUGUGUAAACAAAUGGUAGAAACAUUUUUAAAAACUUCAGGGUGGAAAUAACUUGUAUUGUACAAGUACAAAUUUAACUAAGUUAGUAACAAUUAUCCUAAAUAUGUCCCUCAAGUCAUUUCUUAUGAGUGAAAGGUGAUUCCACGGGCUCUUGUUUGAACAGAAUGUUCAUUUGAGCAUCCAUGUGCUGCACAAAAGUCUGGCAUCUUGGACUGUCGGGGGUAUUUCUGUAAACACAAAGCCAAUGAAUCUAAAUUAAGGAUAUAUUUUACUAAUGAAACAGCUUGGAAAUCAUAUUAUUUAUGUUAAAACAAAAGGGUAAUUCUGCCUUUCACACCUGUAAAGAAUCACGUCUAGGCUACUUUGCAAUAGUCUCAGUGGACCACUAUGUCACAUUCACAACCUCUUGUUUCUUUGCUAGCUAAUAAACACAACUACAUCCACAAAAAUCGUCAUGUAGACAAAAUAUGUGGUUGUCACAAAAUUAUUAUUGGUCUCACAGAAACAUAUAUAAUAACUGAAACUCCCAGAUUGCAGCCUUGCAAAUGGCUGUGACAGACACACAACUAUGCAGCAAAAUGAAAUCGAUUUUCGAAAAGAGAAGCUGCACUUUCAACAUGUCCAUGCGGCCUGAAUCAUAGCCACGUUAAUAAGGUUUUUAAUAAACCAAAACGUUUGUAAAUCCGUCAAGAUUUCAGCGAGUUAAGUGUAUUUUUGUUUGUGUAGGUCGCUCACCUUCCAUCCACUACUGUAGAGUGCGCAGAGAAGUCCCCCUAGGUAAGAUGGCCGCUCGGUGACGACGCGGUCGAAAGUCCCAUCAUCCAUCCAGUCUUUCUAAAUAUCUAUGGGCUACAUUCCGUCCUGCUAAUGCAUCAGCGAGUGCAGGAAGUCUCAUGCCAAGUUUGAGCCUUCUUAUGAUGAUAAUAAUAAUAAUAAUAACAAUAAUAAUAAUAAUAAUAACUUUAUUUAUAUAGCACUUUUAAAAACAGAAGUUUACAAAGUGCUUUGACAAACAGUUGCAAAACACUAACAACAAAAUCCUGUUGUGUAACUUGUUGUGAUACCAGAAUAGUAAAUGAUUUCAAGAUGCCAGUGAGGAUCAUCAGUUUUGUGGGUGACACACUGCUGAGUAGAGACCAUCUUGUAACUUGUAGGGUCAAAGGUCACUUACUUAAAGCCUCUGAACUACAAACCUGGUGUCUCUGUGGUGAAAUACAUACAUGUAUGUCAUCUUUUAGAUAUGCAAAGAUGCACAUUGCUGUGAAAUGACACUUUCCAGAGUCAAAAAUAAGUCAGGACCUGACUCAUGGACAAGCAAAGGAACAGAGGGGAAUUUUUUAACUGAGUUGGUCAUCAAAGAGGUCAUUAAAAAGAUGUAAUGAUUGGAUUCAGAGGGGCAAUGAGAGCAAAGUAAGUGAUAGAAGAUUUUUAGACCGGGGGACUGAGGGGUGGGCUGCUCCUCACAAGGCUGCACAGACACACAUGCACAGGCGUUGCUGAGAGACUUUUAGAAAGCAAACAAUGUGGGAAUAAAAGGAGAGGAAGCUGAGUGCUGGCUUUACACACACUUUUUAGAAAUGGAAAAUCUGCUCUGUUCCGGUGCAUUUACCUAAUCCCUGGAACUGGAGCUGUCCCUGUGUUGUUUGUGUGUUUGGUUUUGUAGUUGUUCAUGCAGAUUGCAGAGUUUUCGGGAGUUUGUUUCUUAAGUGAUAUUCUAUCUGACUGAAAAAAAGAUUUAAAGUUUAAAAGCACAACUCCCCUUUUAGUUUCACAACACGUAUGAAUAUUUUCCAAGAUGACAUCAGUGAAGGAGGCUGUGAUUAGUCAUUUGAUUUGAUAUAUCUGACACAAGCUGGGUGUGUAUUUUUGGCAGCUGCUCCACUAGUCAAAGACCCAGAUUUUAUGCUUGUCAGAUUUUGGUGCAGACUUAAUUUACAUCUAUAGCUUGUUAGCUCGGCUGCAGGAGCUUUAAUGUGGGUCAAGUGCUUGGCAAUCAGCAGGAAACUCCACACGUGGCAGACGCACAUUCAUGAUAAGAGCAUGUCUGAAGCUCAAACCUACUGAACUUCAUCACCCUCGAUCUUCCUCCCUGACAGCACUUCCUGUUCCUCUGAUGAUGUAUCUGAGACAUCUUUCCCCCAAAGGAGGGACAGAUAUAGCACUAAGAGAGGAGACAGAGGGGGGGUCUUCAAUCAGGAAAAGUGGGUUGACUAUUGAAGGACUGUUGGAGAGGAGCCAAAGGAAGUCAUUUAUAACCCCAGCAGAGGGACAGCCCACAGUGAGUGUGUGACUGCCUGCUAAAGCUCGGCAGCUAUGUGCAUGUGUGGGAGACAGCCUCCAUGAAUUGUAGAGCUGUAUGACCCUGAAUGUGACCCACUGUGGGGAAUCUGUGCUCUCUGCUGCCAGUGGAAAAUAUACCGUACACACUCAGAGACCUACAGAGGCAGUGCAGACAGUGUGUGUUUCAUACGGCUGUGUUCAAGGCCGCUUGUAAACAGUUACACAGUCAAAAUAUGUGCAGUCCACGUUUAUACGGUGUGAAUCAUUUUGAGUCUCUACAUAAAUUCUCUGCCUGUAACUGUCAGUAUCUCUUACUCAUAAAUAUUAGGCUAUCAAAUUGUAAAGGUGUAGAAUUUUUUAAAUGAUACAUUUUGAUCUCAAGGAAUUAUUAACAAAGACUCUGAACAAAUAUAAAGGAAUAUAUAGUAAUUAUUCAGUAUGCCUGAAGGAAGUUAUAACUUAAGGGGAAAAAUUAACCUUAAACUAACUUUAAUUCGGACAAAGAAGAAGGGUUUUUGUGUUUCAGUGAGUGGGGUGAGACUAUGGGACAGGUUUUCCAUAGAGUUAGAGCAAUGUUCAAUCAUGACAGUUUAAAUGAGGUAUGAAGACCCUCCUUUUCAGAGGUACAGGGAUGAGGACGGUGUUGGGUAGUACUAAGUGUUAUGAGGUUAUUGUUUCUUUUAUUUUGUUUUUUUGUUUCUUUCUUGUUUUAUUUUGUUUUGUUGUUUUUAUGUGUGCUUAAGCGGAUGUAGAUUUUGUUUUGUAAUACAAAGUCAUGAAUGUACUUUAUUUAUCUAUAAGUAUCGGGUACAUCUAAACAAGUUGCAAGGAAGCUUGGUGUGGGUAAUUAUUAUUUAAAGGGAAGGAGUGAGAGUUCACAAGUUAUUCUUCUUCUCACUCCUUUUUGAAUAUAUCUCUGUGUUUUAUGUUUAAAUAUUUUGCCUUACUUUUCUUGUUUUAUUUUUUAUAUUUUUGGUUUGCAUAUUCGAAAUAAACUUCAAUCAAUCAAUCAAUCAAAAAUCAUUCCCCUCUCUGACUGACAUUCUGUGAUCUGUGGUUAAUAUACGUGUUAAACAAGGAAAGACAAAACAAAAAACAAAACAGUGGCUCCUUAAGCAUGUAGAGGACAAGAAAAGUAAAGACUGCUUUGACACAAAACAAAAGUUCCUCACGGUAGCUUUAAAAUACCAUCACUGUUGGAGAGAAAACUUUCUCUGCUUAUUUUCCAACAAAAUUUGUUGGUCAAGAGGUGUUUGGCUUAAAAAGUGUUUCUAAGGUGAUGGAGUUAUUGCAAAAGUUUUAUAAAUCAGGGAAAAGGGGCAUGAUUGGACAUCAAGUGCAUUUUCAGUUCUUUUUCUGCUUAGACCAUAAACCCUAAAGAUUUGAAAUAAUGAUGGUAUAAAGAAGAAAAAUGUCACGUUCAAAGUUUCAGUGCAUUUAGGUGAUCAGUAUUUUGUAACAUUUUCUCUUUUUGUUGUAGUGUACUUCUACAUAAACUACACAUUGUGCUCUUGUUUUCUCUCCUCUUCUGUGGUGGUAUCUUUUAUGUUGAUGGUUUUUGCACUCCAUAUGAUUUUGAAAGGCGGUAAACCCGACUAGCUAUCAUAGUGUACGAAUGUUCAAUGUUGAGCGGUAGUGUUUAUAAUAAUAAUAAUAUUGCAUCAGAUUUCAUAUAGCACUUUAUUAGAGACCCUCAAAGCGCUUUACAUUGGAUACAUCAUUCAUUCGCUCACACAGUCACACUUUGGUGCCUUUUUUUUCAGUAUGCCUGGGUACAGACAUGAAGCUGGCCUUGCCCUCCAGCCUGGAAAAUCACUACGAGAUCCUGAAGCUGCUCUACACCGGCUGCCAGGUCGUCCACGGCAACCUGGAGAUCACACACCUUCAUGGAAACCCUGACCUUAGCUUCCUACAGGUGAAAAAUUUUUUUUAUUCAAUCAUCCUGUCCCCACCAAAGGCUUAUAUUUUUAACAUCUGUAUCUCUUCUUUUUCAGGGGAUUGUGGAGGUUCAGGGUUAUGUACUCGUAGCUCACGUGUCAGUAAGUCUGGUUCCUUUAGACAACCUAAGGAUCAUUAGAGGCAGUCAGCUGUACAACUCUAGCUAUGCCCUGGCUGUGCUGGAUAACACUCUGGGCGGACAGGGGCUCAGAACGCUCCGGCUCCGUUCUCUUACAGGUCAGAUACUUGAUUAAUAAAAUUCUGGACUGGACUGGAGCAGUGUGUUUUUCACUUCAGAAAUGUUUGUAUUCUCUUCCUUGCAGAGAUCUUGCUGGGUGGGGUGUAUAUUUGGAGGAACCCUCAGCUGUGCUUUCCGGAUGCCCAAAACAUCAUAUGGAGGGACACUUUCGACGAACAGAAAAUCCCCUCAAGGCAACUACAACUACAACCUCGAGCUUCAAAUUGUAAGCAGCCUAUAUGAUGCAGAAAUAACACAAGAAAGAGGGCUUUUAAGUUUUUCAAGGACACUUUGGGUCAUUUUUCACAUAAACAAAGUUACUUCAAAUUAUCAAACAGUCAGGCACUUGAUCAUCGAGGCAUAUCAUUUAAAGUUUAUUCAGACUGAAAUAUAUUGACAACAAACAUGGUAGAAUUUACUAUGAAUAAAUAACAUCAAAUGACAAAUUAACUUUCCUGUCAACUCCAGUUUGGCCAAGUGUAUAAGCUGAUAUUUGCAUGCUAACAGGUGAAACUAGAAUGGUAAACAUGACACAUUUGGACUGCUAAACUUCACAAUUUAUCAAAUGUUCGCAUAUUAACUAGCAAAUAUCAAUAUUGAGCUCAAGUUGCAUCCUUGAAAGAACUAGCUUGUACCACAGGAACUGGUCAGAUGUAUCCUCUGAAGUUGAAAAGCUUUGUAGUGUGUUUGCUUGGAUUGUACUAUUCCCAGCAUAGAGUUUUAAUUCGUUGACAAAAGUGACACUCAGCUCUCUCUACUUGUUUUUGUUUUUUUGUUUUGCUGGUAAAGGUCCAAGUUGUGCCACUGCAUGUAAGGAAAGCUGCUGGGGAGAAACUGCACAGGACUGCCAGACCUGUGAGUUGAUAUUGUGUGUGACAGUAACGCUAAACUAAACACAAUUCCAGAUCAGGAAAAUUAAGACUCGAAACAUUCCCUCUUCUAUCUCGGUUUGCAGUGACCCGUAUUAAGUGUACAUCUGGCUGUCAGCGCUGUAAAGGUCCCUUACCAAACGACUGCUGUCAUAUGCAGUGUGCUGCAGGAUGCACAGGACCCAAAGACUCAGACUGUCUGGUAAAUGGCACACACACACACACACACACACACACACACACACACACACACACACACACACACACACACACACACACACACACACUGUUGCAACAUUUGUUGUGUCUUUGUGUAGUCAGUCAGCCUUUUGUUUCUUUUGGUUUAACAUAUUUCCUUGUUCCUUCUCUCCAGGCCUGCCGUCACUUCAAUGACAGCGGCGUGUGCAAGGAAAACUGCCCUCCCCCCACCAUCUAUGACCCGGUCACCUUUCAGACCAAACCGAACCCAAACAAGAAGUUCAACUUUGGAGCCACCUGUGUGAAGACAUGUCCCUGUGAGAACCUUUCUUAUGAAAGUUAUCUUUUCAAAAAGCUGCAGCACAAUACUCACCUAGUGGCCCCUCUACUGCUCCACCAGUGCACCUGAUGAUUGAAGCCUUAUGCUGCAGGGCACCUUCAAUGACAGUGGAUGCUGACAGAAGAAAAUAUUAUUUCAGUCAAUUACUCUGCCAAGAAGCCCACACAAAUUCCAGGAAUUCAAACCUGACAGGAUUGCAGUUACAUUCCUGCUCCCGUAUUGCUUUAGGCUACCAACUUCCCAUUUCAUCAUAUUUAAGUCAGACUCUUUUUGCCGUGAGGAUACCUUUUAAACACCCUGUUUCCCAUCUGUAGAUAACUAUCUGGCAAUGGAAGCGGCCUGCACUUCGCUUUGCCCUAAAGCCAACCAGGAAGUUAUCAUUACAAACCCUGAUGGAAAUGAGACGCAGAAAUGUGAGAAGUGUGAAGGAGACUGUCCCAAAGGUGAGAUUAUUUUGAUCAGGACACUUUACACAAAAUGUACUCUUAUACACUCAGCGGUCUGUUUUGUGCCAGUGGUUCAGACUGCUGUUUAAAAGUUUAGGAUAUAAAUAUGUACCAAAAGGAGGGACCUUACAUAUCAAUAUAACUAACUAAAACCCACUUAAAUAUUCUUUCUGAGAGCAUGUUGCACUUUGUCACCACAGUGAACCCCCCCCCCCCAAAAAAAAAAAAAGGUUUCAUAAAGUACACAUCAUCUUAAAAAGUUUUGGUAAACACGGAACAACUAGUUAUGUCUAAAUCCUUCCAGAAUCAUCCAGAAGAGCACUUUUGACACAUGAAUAAAACAGGGCAUUUGUAGCAUGAAUGCGCAUUUUAUAAAUUUGGAUCAAAUGUGCAAUCAUAUUUCAAGAGGGACCAGAAUCCCUCUGAACCAUAUCUAUGAUUUUUUUUUAAUCCAAGAAUUCGACUCGCUACCCAAAUAGUGUAAAAAACAUACCUUAUGAAAAAGCCAAACGUGUAGCUACUUUAAAGUCUAGAAUAAAAACAAUUUCACACUACGUGGUUCAAAUUUCGUUCAAGGAAUGACAAAGAUAAUUAAAGUUAGGUAUUCACCACAUGCAUUACUUGAUGCUGAAGCACAGAUGAUUAUGUUUUGUUCUGCACAUACUGAUGUUCUGAUGCAUCACGUGCUAACAGUGUGAUCAAGUGGACCAACCUGUUUCAGCUGAAUCUUGUUGUUUUAACUCGGGUACGGGUUAGUAAAGUAAAACGACUGACAACAACAAGAACGAGGUAGUUUAAAGCACCCAUCAUCUUGUUCAGGUCAUCGUUCAUCCUUAGCAUCCUUAGCACAUUUGUUUUUAACAUUAUGGCAGUCUUAUCUCCCCAUGCCUUCAACAUCUGAAAUAUACAAUCUUUUUCAGUAUGUUAUGGUCUGGGUAUAGACAACCUUGGCGUCACGGAAACCCAUGGCAUCACUAUGGUAACAUCAUCAAAUGUGGAGCAGUUCAACAAGUGUAAGAAGAUAUUUGGAAAUCUGGCCUUUCUCCCUCAAAGCUUUGCAAGGUAAGAAACACAACAGGCAAGUCCACAAGACAUACAAACUGUUUGAGCUCAUAAAGAAACACGUUACUGAAUCAAACCAAAUAAUCAUACAUAGUUUUAAGUCUAUGAAAAGUAAAGUUUAAAUGCCAAAACCUUAAGUUUACAGAAACUCUUUUGCUGAGGAUUCUUUGUUCUGGUCAAAGUUCAAGUUGCCGACCAGCCAAACCCUUUAGAAGAAAUGAACUUAGCUCUCGAAAUCAUGUUCACCCUCACUGUAUUUUUGAGUCAAAUAUGAGAACCUGAGCUUUUGUAAAUGUCUUCUUUGUCAAAUGAAAGCAAAACAUUUUAAAACAGGCAGUAAAACAAUGAUAAAGGGUAAGCAGACUAGUCUGAAGGCGCAGCAAUAAAGUAAACAGCAAUAAUCAACAAGCCAGCAUGGUCUGUUGAUUCGUUUUUGUUCAAUAGAAGGUUGUUGGAUCAGCCUUCGUCAGCCAAGCAAAGAAGCCAAAUCCCCGAUAAGUCCUUUUGCUUGUGCCAGCAGUUCACAAUGAAUGUGUGAAAUGUAAACAAACACCUGAGAAUACCUGCACCACUACAGAUUUUAUCAACAGAGAUGUUACAAGAUGAUUAUUUAGAAAUGGUCAAAGGAUUGGUUUCUUUGGUUUUGUGCUAAGUUGUCAUAAAUCUUUGGAACAUUGUCCAGGGACCCUGUGACCAACACAUCAGGACUGAACCUGGAGCAGCUGAGCGCCUUUAAGAAACUGGAGGAGAUUACAGGUGAUUUCUGAAUUCUUCCAAAGCCUUUAAAAAGCAAUGAGAGGCAAAUGAACUUUUUUUCGAGAUUGAACGGAUUCAGAAAAUCAGCAAAUGCUAUUUUCCUGGCUAAUCCUGUGACUUUUCUACCUGUGUUAAGCUUUUCUGUUCGACUUUGACAUGCAGGUUAUUUGUAUGUUGAUGGCUGGCCAGAGGAAUGGAGCGACCUGAGUGUGUUUGAAAACCUCAAGGUGAUCAGAGGCAGGACGCUCUACAAGUAAGACUCUAACAGCAUGUCUGAAAACUACAUGUUACCCAUAAUGCCUGUAAAUACAAACUUAGUCUUUAUUCUGUGUCACUUCUCUGAAUGUGGUUGCCUACUCAUACUUGGUAUGCAGCUCUUAGUGUGUGAGUGCUCUUUUUUUUAUGAUCAGUCCCUGAAUCAGUUAAGGCAGUUAGUUCACUCUUGGGGUUAUAAAGGCUAAUUAUUAGCCAACACAGCUGCUGUUUACUUGCAACAAUAAACAACAGUUCAAGUAUAUGAGAUGCCAUCCAGUGUAGCAAGCUCAAUCUAGGUCAUUCUGAUAAACGCAGAAACUGCCUGUCUGAUUCUGUGUGACGAGUGUAACAUUAUGGGACAGUGUUAUCUUUGAAAAUAAGACGUUUCUGUUGUUUCUUAAAGUUGAAAGCUGUUCUCUGCUCUGUUCAUUUAACCCGAAUUGAUCCCUUGAUUUGUUUUUCAAAUCCUGUUUAGGGGUGUGUUUUCACUCGCAGUCCAAAAUCUCCACAUCCAAUCUCUCGGGUUGCGUUCACUACGCAGCGUCAGUGGAGGGUUGGUCCUGUUGCACAACAAUUCCCGGCUGUGUUACACCGAUUCACUUCCCUGGGAUAGUCUCCUCCAUCCCACCCAGGGACCCCACCGUAUAGUCAGCAACAACCAGAAACACGAACUCUGUGGUUGGUUUAAACACACACACACACACACACACACACACACACACACACACACACACACACACACACACACACACACACACACACACACACACACACACACAAACCUUAUCUCAUAAUUCAAACAAAGCAAUGCCAAGGUCCAUUAAAGAUAUUAUAGGUUGCACUUUGAUCAGACACUUUUCAUUUGGCAGCUAUCUGUAUCCAAGUUUACCAGCUCUGAAAAAUACUAAAUUAGAUUUCUUUGAUAUUAUUGAUUUUAGGUUCAUGCAUUUUAUUCCUCAUUUGUAGAGGGUUAAGCUGCUGUUGAAUAUUUAACAUUCAUUUAUAAAGGGUGUUUUUUUCUGCACUGCCCAUCUUGAGUGUUUUGAAUCCAUUUCUUAUGACACACAUGUGACUUUGCAACUGAAGCCCUGACAAAGAGUACAACUCCUGUUGUUUUCUUUGUCUAUUUCUGUUUUUAGAGGCAGAAGGACGUGUUUGUCACCCACUGUGUAAGGGGGGUUGCUGGGGUCCAGGACCCAGCCAGUGUGUGUCCUGCAGGACUUUCCAACGUGGCUCUGAAUGUGUUGAGCAGUGUGAUAUCUACCAGGGGUAAGGGUUUUUUUUUAUUUUUUUUAUUUUUUUUUUGAGUGUGUAUUUGUAUAUUUAGAUCAGUAUGUGUGGCUGUGCUCAAACUAAAAGACCAAAUAAAUCUCCCAGUUUAGAAGCAACUACAUAAUGUCCUGACGUUUAAAAACAAGCAGACUUUUGUGGAGUUGGCUGGAUUUAAAGUUGGUGCCAAUCCAACUAAGGGUUCACAAUAAAUCAAUCUGAAAGCUUUUAACUUGAAUUGUUCCCCUGAGCAAUAUUGACCAAACAAACUCUUGUGAUAACACAGUGGACUCGGGACGUUUUUCAACGCGUAACCUAGGCAAACAUUUCACAAAUAAUAGAUCCAUUCAGGUUGUUAUUUUGCGAUCAAUUUACCAGCUGUGUGGUGAUAUACAUUAUAUAUUAUACAGUCUUGAUUUGUGAAAGUAAUGCACAAUAAGGAAUACAAAGGAGUAAAGCCCACUCUGCAGCACAGCUUUGUUAAAAAUAAAAAAAAACAUGAGAUUAACCAAAGCAUAGCAGUUUCGUUAUAGUACAACAUGGCGGCAGCUACAACCAGUGAGACAUGGUGGCUUAACGACAACAUGCCAAAAGGACGAAAAAGCAUGCAGUCAAAAAAAUGUUGCAUGCUGACUCUGAUAGCAAUAGGCUUAACAUGUCAAAACCGAGUAAUAGUUGAUUAUCUCUGAUGUGCAAAAUGAUCAUUUGUGGGUCUAUGGAUGGUAGUUCAUGAGAUAUUCAGUGGAUGAACUUUUGUUUAUGCAUACAUUGUUUGUUCAGUCCUGUACGGUUCAGAGAACACCCUGUGCAGGUUUUCUGAUAAGCUACCAUGAGCAGUUAUUUCCAGCUGGGGGCCCCCUCUCUAAAAGUGUGCAGCUUUUAUGACUGUGUCAGGUGCUUUAGAUAAAAGUAUCCAACAAAUUCCCAGACUGCGUUAUGAGAUGUUAAAUUUCAUUCUCACUGUGCUUGUGUUGCAGGUCAGUGCGUGAGUACACAGAUGGGUCUUUGUGUGUCGCCUGUAACUCAGAAUGUCGUCCUCUCAAUGGCUCAGCUUCCUGUCAUGGCUCGGUAAGAUAUUUAUGCAGCGCUGUGAUUGUCAGAUAUUGAAUCCAAAGGCAAAAAAUAAAGAUCCAAGUAAAUCCACGACAACAUGCUCAUCUCUUUUGUGAAUAGGACGUAUUUCUUCAUUUAUUUAGAUCUGCCCCUUUGUGUUUUCAGGGUGCUGAUGACUGUGAAGAGUGCCGAAACUUCCAGGAUGGUGAGUCUUGUGUGGAACAUUGUCCGAGCGGUAUCAAGGAGGAUCAGCUAACAGUGUGGAAGUACAGCAAUGCUUCAGGGCACUGUCUACCAUGCAACACCAACUGUACCCUGUCGUAAGUGGAAGACACAGGCACAUACUUAAGAUCUGUCCCAGUUUUUAGAGCUUUCUGUGUGUUCAUCAGCAGUUAUGGUUUUAAUUUUAUUUUUUUUGUUUGCCUGUGACGGUGUGCCUCAUGGGCCAGUUUUGAGACCAGUUGUUAUUUUAUUUUUUAAGUCAAUUCUCACUGUUCUGUUUCAGCUGUACUGUGAUGGAUGACAGAGGAUGCCCUAUUGACACCAGGACUGGGUGAGCUGCUUCAACUUUUCACACAUAAAAGUGUUGUCUGUCUACAUCAUAGUUUAACAUUCUUUCUGGGUCAAAUGACGAUCAACCUCCUGCAGAAUUUUCUUUGUCCUUUCUGUGAUUGAACUAUUUCCUCUGUUUAGACCGGGUACAACCAUCGCAGCUGCUGUGGGUGGGGUGGUACUCUUCUUCAUCCUUCUGGCUCUGCUUGUCUUCUACCUGAGGAGGCAGAAGAAACUGAAGAGGAAGGAGACAAUGAGGAGGAUCCUACAAGAGCAUGAGGUGGGUAGAGAGCAUGAUUAGAAAUGAUGUUUUUUUGGUCAAACUUGGUUUGUAGAAUCAUUAAAAAAAAGAAUCUACAGGAGGGUGAGUGCUAAACAUAAUUGGGAAGAAUGAAGCUCACCUUUGAUGUCGUAUGAAAAGCAAUCUACCCUUUGCUUUCAUUAUGUGAACAGCUGGUGGAGCCUUUAACACCCAGCGGUGCAUCACCCAAUCAGGCUCAGAUGCGCAUCCUGAAGGAGACCGAGCUAAAGAAGCUCAGGGUGCUGGGUGCAGGGGCCUUUGGUACUGUUUACAAGGUACGAGCUACUUCUCAAACUUUAAAAAAUGCACAUGUUGUUGCCAAAAUAUUUUGUUUUUUAGUAGUUAUGAUGUGUUUCAGGGGGUGUGGGCUCCUGAUGGAGAAAACGUGAAGAUACCGGUCGCCAUUAAGGUGUUGCGAGAGAACACAUCCCCAAAAGCCAACAAAGAGAUCCUUGAUGUGAGUCACACGCACUUACAUUCACAUUUACAGCUCACUUAAAAACACUUAAACAUAUUCUCCCUGUGCUCAUCAGGAGGCUUAUGUGAUGGCUGGAGUGUCCAGUCCGUACGUGUGUCGUCUGCUGGGGAUUUGUCUGACCUCUACUGUGCAGCUGGUUACUCAGCUGAUGCCCUACGGCUGCCUCCUCGACUACGUCAGAGAGAACAAAGACCGCAUAGGCUCCCAGUUCCUUCUUAACUGGUGUGUCCAGAUUGCCAAGGUAUGUAAACAAGAACCUGCUGUCCUCUUUGUAUUGGUUUAGUUAAACAUAACCCCACUUCUACAGGGAUAAGUUAGAGUAAAGAUGAUGCCAAUCUUAGUAUGUUACAGUGUUUUAAUCUUGUUUCUUGUUUUUCCUUCUCAAAAUCCUUGUGGUAUUAGCGUGUAUAUUUGGCUUAUGCAUUUGUGGGUGAUGGAUCUGUGUGUAUGUUGGGGUAGGGCAUGAGUUAUCUGGAGGAGGUCCGGCUGGUCCACAGAGAUCUGGCCGCCCGAAACGUCUUGGUUAAGAAUCCAAACCAUGUCAAGAUCACCGACUUCGGUCUGGCUCGCUUGCUGGACAUUGAUGAGACUGAGUAUCAUGCUGAUGGAGGAAAGGUUAGAUCUGGUGAUUAGAGUCGGAGAAUCUACAUCUGCUUUAUUAUUUACUUUGUUUACAUUUGUUCCAUGUCUUUUCCACAAGGUGCCAAUCAAAUGGAUGGCCCUAGAGUCCAUUCUGCACAGGAAGUUCACUCAUCAGAGUGACGUCUGGAGUUACGGUCAGUAUCACUUAGGGAUGGAAAUGACUGUGAAGACAAGACUUGACUCAGACAGUAAAUCAGUUUAAAAGCCCAAGAUAUUCAGUAGUAAAAAAAUGUAGAUAGCAAACGUGCACUUUUUGUUCUCAGGGGUGACAGUGUGGGAGCUGAUGACCUUUGGGGCCAAACCCUACGACAUGAUUCCAGCAAGAGAAAUCCCUGAUGUAUUAGAGGGAGGGGAACGACUCCCUCAGCCGCUUAUCUGCACCAUUGAUGUUUACAUGAUCAUGGUCAAAUGUGAGUAGUUCUUAUUGUAGCAAUGAUCAAAGUUUAAUCAACUCGAUAUAAGGAUCAAUUUGGAAAUGGUACCUUUAUUUCUUUGUGGUCUAUAUUUUUGUUUUAGAGUUGCAUGUUUUGGUUUGUACUAAGGAUGACUGAUUACAAGCUUCAUUUUAUGUUCUGGUGGCAGGUUGGAUGAUUGACCCAGACAGCAGGCCAAGGUUCAGAGAUCUGGUGAAUGAUUUCAGUGCAAUGGCCAGAGAUCCACCUCGCUAUGUAGUCAUUCAGGUAUGAGUUUGUUUGUCUCAUGCUGCGGAUGUUUGACUAGUAGUUUGUGAAGCAUUUUCAGGGCCUGAUUUUCUAAUACAUACAAUUUAGGAAAUGUACAACAUUUGUACCUUCUCUUUAGAUUUAUUUUGUCCUCCAUUUUCUUGCAGAAUGAUGAGCAGAUGAGCAUGUCCAGCCCAGUGGACAGCCAGUUCUUCAGGAUGCUUCUGGAAGAAGAAGGGAACAACAUGAGGGAACUGCUGGAUGCAGAGGAGUAUCUAGUACCUCAGCCAAACCUUUUUCCAAGAACUCAAAUUGAUGGACCUCAAACUAAUGGGCCAUCCAGACACCAGUCCUACAGGGUCAGUGGGGAUGGAGGGUGUCCCUGAUUUGUAAUCACUUUGUAAUCACAUUAAAAUAUGCUGGCUAUUCAAAACUUUUUGGGGUCCACUUGGUACAUUAACAUGUUAAAUAAUCAGAAUUUUUUACCUGUAUGACUGUUUCGUGGUAGAAACAACAUCUUUGCUCAUCUGAAUCUACUAACCUUUUAAUUUUUCGCCAGCAGAGCAGGGACCAGGGCUUGGAUAUUGACCCGUCCGUAGCUGGUGGUCCUCGUAGCAUGUACUCGUCCCUGAGCACUCUAGGCCGCAGCCAGUACCCGACCUUACCUUUGGGAGCCAGCACCUCCAAUGGCCUGUGGACCCCUCAGUACCCCACACUGGCUCGUAGCACCUCAGCGGGGGGCCAGUCUGACUCUGUCUUCCUGGAUGGACCUCCAGAUGAUCCUUCCAUCCCUCCUGCCAGUCCUGGACGCUACUGCAAAGACCCCACCUACUCUAACGGGAGCCAGGGUGACCUGGAGACAGAUGGACCAGUGCCAAAUGGAUUUCAUCUUCCUAACCAUCUUCAUCACUCACUGCCCAGGCGGAGUCAUGGGUAUAAUCACAACCAUGUCCUGCCAGGUGAGACCUUGAGGACAUCACGUCAAGCAUUGAAAUAUCAAGGACCUGAUUAUUUAAAUUAUUUAAAUUGUAAAUAUAUGGUAGCAAACUAGAACAAAAGCUGUCCCAUGAUAUUUUUACAUGCAGUCCAGACAGUUCUCUUUGUUUAUUUAACAAGACCCAAAAUUAUUGGUAUAGUUAUUAGCAAUAACAGGCAGGAAAAACUUCCUGGUUUGGCAACAAAAAUAGACUCAUAGGUGCACAACCAUCUUAUGCAAUCUGAUGAUAGAAAAUAAUUAUGAAAAGAUGAUAGGAUUGAUAAUAAAUCCUCUUUUUGCCUCCAACUGUUCAGAAUAUGUCAAUCAGGAGAUUCAAGAUCUUAGGCCAAUGGUCCCAGAGCGUCCUACAACUCUGCCUAGGAAAGGCUCCAGAGCAGACCGCCGCCUCCCGAACGGCCUUAGCUCUGGGCACAGCGUGGAAAAUCCGGGUUAUCUGGUUCCCUCAGGCACUGGAGCCUCUACGUCACCAGCGUUUGACAACCCGUACUACCUGGACCUUGUGGCCAAAGCCAAAGCUGUUGCCGGGGCUGCGGUGCUGGACGGCCCGGAGACAACAGAGACAGACGGAGGAAUUCCCAGGCAUGUGAAUGGGUUUAUGACGCCCACAGCAGAGAAUCCAGAGUAUCUCGGAUUAGCGGACACCUGGAGUGGAUAUACUUGAGGGGGAGCUGGGAGUAAUAUAAUGAACUCAAGAGGAGUCACAGAUUGUGUUCUACGAGGAGCGAGAGGAAAGGAAGAAGAAUAGUCCGUUUGCAAAUACCAAGAGAAUACAAACUGACUGAAUCACCAAACCACCUGGCUCUGAUGCAUCAUGAUUCAACAGUGAAGUUUCUGUGGCAUCGUUUGUAUUCUGUCCUACUCUCAGCGCUCACUGAAUGACUAUUAAGUGCCAAAAGGACAUGACUUCAGCCUGCGUUUAAAGAGCUCACAUUUAUCAGAACUGAUCAUGGUACAAGAGGUCUGAUUAGCACAGAACCCAACAUUUUACUGGAUAAACAAAGCUUUUCUUUUCCAGCUCCAUGCAAAGAAUGUCUGCUGUUGUUUAUACAGCAUGUGAAGCAUUUUUACACCCUCCAAAGCUCACUGGUGUGUACUGAUAUGCUUAAAAUCCCAGUCAGAAGGUGAAAAAUACUCUGAGAACUUCAACUCAGUGAGCAACGCCAUGUAUUGAAGGUGACGCUUAGUAUUCCAGUCACUUUGUCUCUGACCUGAUGGGGGUCUUCAACACACUCAAAAGCCAUUUUGUGUUGGCCAGAGAAGGCCCUGCAGCCCAUCUGGCCAGUGGACAUGCUCUGUGAAAGAAGGGCAUCCUGUAAGGAGAAGACAGAGGCAUUGUGCUGCGCUGAUGUAUGUGGUUGUUAGUAUCCGAGGCUGCAGCUACUUUGUGGUACGGCACAUGAGAUAUGAGGUACGAGCAGACUUUUCAAGCUGUAAACAUCUGAGAAAUUAUGUUUAUGUGUAAAAGACAGAGGGUACUAGUCAAGUUGGAGCCAACUUUUCAGGGAUUUUGCAAACACUAAGGGGAGAUAAAGUGCAUUUUAAAUCUUGCACAUUGCACUACAUGUUAGGAUACUGCAUAAGCCGCCCCAGGAUUGUGUUUUCACAUUAAACCUUAUGAUGGCCUGUCACUGUGCAAGGAAGCACUACAAGCUAAAAGUGCGUAAACCGCACAAGAAGUGAAGAAUUUGCAUGUAAAUAUGCAUGUGUUUAUAGAACAAAAAGCAGUCCUGCUGUUUGUGUUUCUGUGUAAAAGUGAGCAAUGCACCAAACACUGAAGCUGAAUGUGAAUCGGAGGAGGCAGAAAACAUUGCUCCGCUCGGUUCGGACAAUCAAUGCAUGGCUCAAAUUCCUCUCAGCGAGAACACACUGGCAUCCCAGUUAAUAAUCAUCAGAGUUUUUUUUUUUUUUACAAGAUUUCUCUCUUUUUUUUCCAUGUAAGCUGGUGUUGGGCGGGGGGAGGUCUGAAGUCAGUCAAAGGAGCCUUUGUCAAACCCUUGUGUCCUUGUUGGAGAGUCAGCACUCGCACAUCCCAGACAACUGAGAUCGUCAUAGUUGUGGAAAGUGAGGAGUAGAGUUUUUGGCAGAAUGUUGUUGAUUGUUUGGUGCUAAAAAUCUUGAGAGGGUCUUAAAAGGAGAAACCAGACUAUUGAGAUGUGAUCAAACCUGCAUCAACACUAAGUUUUACUCUGAGAGUCUUUGGGAAACUGUUUUUCAUCCAGACACUGUCAUAGGGGUUUGGAAGAGUCGUGUUCCAGAAAUGUUUUUCUUAGAAACUUAACCUGGUUUUAUAUAACAAAGCCGUUGAUGAAUAUAUUGUGUUAUUUUCCAAAAACAUAGCCAGAUUACGUUUAAAUACCUCAUCCAUUUUUUACUAACUUGAAUUGGAAUUAAUAUUGAGUAACAAGAAUAACAAUACAUAACUCCUUUUUAAAUAUGCAUUUAGUAUAAUGGAUAUAAUACAACAAUGUUUGUAGUGUAGUAUAGUAUUUGAAAUAGCAUCCCUGUUAGGUAAAAACCUCACAUCUCAAGAAAUAUUUUGCUAAAUUUGGGGGAUUCGGGAUGUUCUACAAUGUCUGUUGCUAUGGACUACAACAAACAUGAACCUUUUUGAGGUACAGGUUCUCACAGGAUUGUGGAAAUAUUUGAGCAGUCCUCACACAUGCUUUCUUAUCCUGAAGAGUGUGAUGUUUUGUAGAAGACCACUACUUCAUAUACAAUCACAGUUAACAUGCUGGUGCUUACACUGUAGUGUAUUCACUGUAGAGUCACAUAGAGGCUGAUUGAUGUAUGUACAGAGCCCAGGGUCCAGCACUGGCUGUUGCUCAGUGGCUUGGUUGGGACACAUUACAGCCAUCUCAAUGUACUUCCUGCCAAAGGGAGCUUGUUUUGCCUUUUAAGUUGUGAGACUGAGCAGGAAGGUAAACUUGAAUGUAAAAGAGGUCUGUGGCUGUUUUAAAAUUGAUCUACGUAAGUGUGUAAGAGCAUGUAACAUGUUUGCAUCCAGGAGUAAACCUAAUAGAACAGAGAAGAGUGUUAACAGGCGUGUGCUGAAGGUUUUGAUAGAAUAAGUAUCUGCAUAUUACAUUUUAAAGCAAAUGUAUUUUUUGUACUUUUUAUGUUUUUUUUUGUUUGUUUGUUUGUUUGUUUUUUUACUGUACACAGUUUCUGUGAUUUUGACAGAAUAUGAAUAAAAACCUUUUUUUUUUUUUUUUUUUUUUUGGGGGGGGGGGGGGUUACUGUUUGGUCAGUAUGUUCCAUAAUGUAAAUGUGUAUAAUAUAUAAAUAAAAAAACAAUCACUUUGGUAGCUAAUUUGAUUGAACACAAACUGGAAACAAUGAACAGAUUGUGACCAGUGGAGCAACUAUUAAGGGGGGCAGGGGUCAAAUACAUAAACAAUAAGUAAUUUUUUAUGAAGUGGUCAUUUUUGUAUGGAAUUGGUUGUAUACAUCAUGUGUGUCAUUAAAGUAUAAAAUGUUAAAGACUUGAAAA